Messenger RNA from Zophobas morio, 2017 nucleotides. RefSeq names its product sodium-dependent phosphate transport protein 2C-like. Gene Ontology annotation, molecular function: sodium:phosphate symporter activity. The record is from RefSeq and is a predicted model, not a curated record. The transcript has 16 exons. The coding region runs from base 103 to 1920 and encodes 605 amino acids. Gene Ontology annotation, cellular component: membrane. Gene Ontology annotation, biological process: sodium-dependent phosphate transport. Lineage: Eukaryota; Metazoa; Arthropoda; Insecta; Coleoptera; Tenebrionidae.
CUUCCGCGUGUCUCUCUUCCUCCGUUCUUCUAGGCCUGGGUGCUUGCUGUCAUAGUUAGACUAGACGACCGCUACUGGUCGAAAUAUUGGGAAAAAUUCGUGAUGAAAAGUUUUGAUGGUUCUAAGAAAGAGGACGAGAGGGUGAAUAGCGCCCAAGCACUUGAUAUUUUAAAUAUUGAAACCGAUGAAAAAAGAGUUGAUUUUUCUGAUACUUCUAAGACUUCAGAGUUUGAGGAUAAAUGGAAGAUUAAAUGGACAGAUUCUAGAAGCCCCGUUCCGAAGUUUAAAAGCAUGACGCUUCACCAGAAGUUGUUUUUUAUAUCACUAAUACUCGCUAGGACGUUAGGCAUUACAGGCAGCUUGUAUUUUUUUAUGAUCUCGUUAGACCUUUUGGGUUCAGCUUUUCAGCUUUUGAGCGUAACGGCUUUCGGGAAACUUUUGAAAAACUCCGAGGAAUUUAAGAACCCCGUCGCUUGUUUGGUGUUCGGUCUUAUUUUCACGGCUCUUGUUCAUUCCUCCUCUACGACUUCAUCUGUUUUUGUUUCAUUGGCCGCUUCAAAGAUUUUUAAAGUCAAACAGAUCAUUUUUAUGAUUAUGGGCGCCAAUAUUGGCACGUCUCUCACUGGUGUCAUCGUUAGUAUGACUCAGAUUUCGGAUAAGCAGAUGUUUCGCAGGGCCUUCGCUGCAGCGACCAUCCACGAUAUGUUCAAUUUUCUUACUGUUCUCAUUCUUUUUCCUCUCGAGCUUUUUUCUGGGCUCUUAGAAAAGAUGGCCGCUGGCUCGACGGCUUCGAUCUCCGAUAAGCAGGGUGUUAAUUGGAAUUUUAUCAAGCAUAUAACGGAACCGUUAACCAAUAGAAUAAUACAAGUUGACAAAGAGGCCUUCUUAUCUACUGUUAACCAAAAUGCUAUGGAAACCGGUAUCAUAAACCGGAGUGCCUGCUCCACUCCCAAUAAAUUCCUCUUCUGCUCGGAUGCAUUGUCGAGUACUGCCAUCGGUUUUAUUCUACUGUUCUGUUCGCUAGCACUGGUUAUGACUUGUUUGCUUCUCCUGGUCAAGAUUCUGCAGUCCAUUAUGAAAGGGACCGUCUCCCGGUCUAUAUAUAAAGUUAUUUCACAAGACUUCCCAUAUCCCUUCGGUUGGGCAAAAGACUAUGCCCUUAUUGGUGUCGGCCUUAUUCUGACUCUCUUUGUGCAGUCAUCCUCAAUCACCACUUCGGCGCUGGUGUCAUUGGCGGGCGUAGGCCUCCUGACAAUCAAUUCUGUCCUACCCGUUUGCGUGGGAGCCAAUUUGGGGACCACCUUCACAAGCAUCCUUUCUGCUUUUUCCCAACGCAAUGUGAAGACUGCUUUGACUGUAGCGUUUACCCACUUCUAUUUUAAUUUUCUUGGCUUCCUCAUCUGGUUUCUGGUCCCCUACAUGCGCCGUGUUCCAACUACAGUUUCUAAAAAGUUUGGUAAUAUUACUGCGGAACAUCGCUGGUUUUCCGUUUUUUACGUUAUGACGGCAUUUUUGCUUGUUCCUUUUGCUUUGUUGGGCUUGUCAUUUGCCGGAAUGGGCGCGUUGGUAGGUGUUGUCGUGCCCAUUGUUACUGUCCUUUUGGCUUUACUGAUAGUACUGCGUAUACGUAAAAAAAAGCCCGAGUGGCUCCCACCGUUCUUAUUGGAGUUCUAUUGGCUUCCCAUUUGGAUGCGACGUGAGCCCUCGUUUCUAAAAAAGUUCCAUUUGUGGCUUGAAGAACGGGCCCUCAAAAAAAAGUCUAGAAGAAGUGGAAAACUCACGUUUUCGGAGAGAAUUUUCGAAAGGCUGGGACCAUUAAACGAAGAGUAUACGAACCAGCGAUCAAUUCUUACUAACAAAAAAAGUAUUGAAAAAACAACCCCUUUUGACAAGGCGGAAUUUACAAUAGAAAGUGUUUAAGUUUAUUGUCGAAAUAGUCGAAAUUUGUAAUUUUCACUAUGAUCAGGACUAAAGGUAGUAUGUAGCUUUAAGUGUGUAAUAAAUGGUUACAGUAUGA